Colossoma macropomum (tambaqui) is the source of this 2385-nucleotide messenger RNA. RefSeq names its product protocadherin alpha-8-like. Gene Ontology annotation, biological process: homophilic cell-cell adhesion. The coding region runs from base 1 to 2385 and encodes 794 amino acids. Gene Ontology annotation, cellular component: plasma membrane. The record is from RefSeq and is a predicted model, not a curated record. The transcript has a single exon. Gene Ontology annotation, molecular function: calcium ion binding. NCBI's taxonomy places the organism in Eukaryota, Metazoa, Chordata, Actinopteri, Characiformes, Serrasalmidae.
AUGGAUGGCAACAGACAAAGGCGAACACUGGAGUGCUGGUGGAUGGCUCUGCUAUUUUCUCUGCUGCUGUGCCUGGGGAAACGAAUUUCGGCUCAGAUAAGGUAUUCCAUUCCGGAAGAAUUGAAAGAAGGAUCAGUUGUAGGAAAUGUUGCUAAAGAUUUGGGUCUUGAUGUGAGUGCUUUAGGAGACAGGCGGCUUCGUAUUGUUUCAGGUUCUGAUGAUGCUCCUUUUCAAUUAAACACGAACAAUGGCGUUUUGUACAUCAGCAAGAAAAUCGAUAGAGAAGAAAUAUGUAAUGGAAAUCAUCCUUGCCUGCUAAAUCUGAAAAUGGUGGUUGAAGAUCCACUAGAGAUUCAUUACAUAGGGGUUGAAAUUACAGAUGUGAAUGACCACUCUCCAAGAUUCACUGAAAAAGAGAAACGAUUGGAAAUAGCUGAAUCAACUGUUCAAGGCUCCCGUUUUCAGUUGCAAGCUGCACGCGAUCCGGAUGUUGGAGUGAACUCUGUGCGCCUAUAUAAAUUGAGCCAAAACGAAAAUUUUGAUGUGGAAAUAAGGGACCGGGGAGACGACAAACUUCCUUUUUUGGUUCUACAGAAGCCUCUCGACCGCGAGCGCAAAGCUGAGCAUAAUUUAGUUUUAACAGCAAUCGAUGGAGGAAGUCCACCCAGGUCAGGUACGCUUAAUAUAACAAUUAUUGUUCUUGACGUUAACGAUAACCAUCCUGUAUUUAGUCAAGACGUAUAUACUACAACGCUGAAUGAAAACAUACCAAUAGGAACGCUGGUACUGAAAAUACUGGCGAAUGAUUAUGAUGAGGGUCCGAAUGGUGAAGUGUCUUAUGUAUUUGGAGGUGACCAACACCAGAACGUAUUUGAUAUUUUUAGUUUAGAUAAUUUAGCUGGUGAAAUCCGAGUUAAAGGCGAGGUAGAUUUUGAAAAGCAAAAUAUUUAUAAGUUAGAUAUUCAGGCUUCAGAUAAUGGGCAGCCGCCCUUGACAAAUGAUUGCAGAGUUAUUAUAAAGAUAUUGGAUGUGAAUGACAAUAAGCCGAACAUAGAGGUGACCUCGCUGUCCAACAUAGUUCCUGAAGAUUCCAGGCCUGGGACUGUAAUAUCGCUCAUUAGCGUUAAUGACAGAGACACUGGUGUGAAUGGGAAAGUUGUGUGCUCUCUCUCAGAAAGCCUACCAUUUGAAUUAAAACCGUCAGUUCAGGACAACAUAUACUCUCUAGCAACCAAGGGACAUCUAGACAGAGAGCUGAUUCCACAUUAUGACAUAACAAUAACCGCUACAGACUUAGGACAGCCUCCUUUAUCCACUGUUAAAACACUGAGCAUCCAAAUUUCAGAUGUGAAUGAUAACAGGCCAGUAUUUCUCCACAAUCCUCUAGAACUGUAUAUAUCUGAGAAUAAUUCUCCAGGUGCUUCCAUAUUCUCGGUUAGUGCUUCUGACGAAGAUGUGCAUGAAAACGCUAUGAUAUCAUAUCAGAUACUGAGAGGCGAGGUGGUUAACAAUGACAUGUCUUUGUUUUUAAACGUUAAUUCUGAAACUGGUGUUAUUCGUGCGCUAAAGAGUUUCGACUUUGAAACAAUCAAAACGUUCCAGUUCCACGUGCUCGCUACUGAUUCUGGAACCCCAUCACUGAGCAGCAACGUCACAGUGAACGUGUUCAUUCUGGAUCAGAACGACAACGUUCCAGUGAUCUUAUAUCCAGUCAGCUCUAACGGAUCUGCUGAAGGUGUGGAGGAGAUUCCCCGCAAUGUGAACGCAGGACAUUUGGUGACUAAAGUGAGAGCCUAUGACGCAGAUAUAGGAUACAACGGCUGGCUAUUAUUUUCACUGCAGGAAGUGAGUGACCACAGUCUGUUUGGUUUGGACCGCUAUACAGGACAGAUAAGGACCCUUCGCUCGUUCACAGAAACAGACGAGGCUCAGCAUAAACUGGUCAUAUUGGUCAAAGACAAUGGCAACGUUUCACUUUCAGCAACAGCGACUGUGAUUAUCAAAGUUGUGGAGCCCAAAGAGGCUUUUGCAGCUUCUGAUGUUAAAAACGCAGUAAAAGACGAGGAGGACAGUGACGUCACAUUUUAUCUGAUCAUCACUCUGGGCUCAGUUUCAGUGCUUUUUGUGAUCAGUAUCAUUGUGCUGAUUGUAAUGCAGUGCUCCAAAUCUACAGACUGUUCCUCCAAGUACUUACAAGAUACAAAUUACGACGGGACACUGUGUCACAGCAUCCAGUACAGAUCAGGAGAUAAGCGGUACAUGUUAGUUGGACCCAGAAUGAGUAUCGGUUCUACUAUAGUCCCGGGCAGUAAUGGGAAUACUCUAGUGGUACCAGAUCGCAGGAGGAGAACUUCUGGAGAGGUAAGAGUGACUUAUUUUGAAUAA